AUGAAUAAAGUUCAAACAGCUCAAUUCAAAAAUGAAUUCGAGACAAGCAACAAAAAUGUUCUCCCAAGAAUUGAACUUCCAUUCCCACCAACUAUUACUCCCGAAGAAAUUAUUAAUAUCAAAGAUGGGAAAAUACCAUCAAAACCCCCAAACAGCUUUCUUAUCUAUCGCCGCGCUUUUCAAAAACAAAUUAACGAAAAUGGUAUCUUGUUAAAAUUAAGCAUUGUAUCUACCUUGGCAUCUGAACAAUGGAAGAAAGAACCGAUUGAAGUAAAAAAGGCAUAUAAACAAUUAGCAUUGCAAGUUAGUUACGCAUUGGUUGAAAUGCGUGCUAUGGAAGUCAAAGCAAAAAAAUAUGCACAAGAAUUAGAACAUUUAUCUGAUCAAAACGCACAAAAAUCUAUAAAUGAAAAAGCACAAGAAGUCAUAAAUGAUGAUAUGGAAAUUUAUAGCCAACAAUUUCCUUCCUCUUUAUCACAUGAAAAUCAAUAUUUUACGUCAUCACCAAUUUCAUUUGAAGAAUUUUCUUUUCUUGAUCAAGAAGAAAAUUUAACUUUUUUAAAUUCAGAGGUUACAGAAAAUGGAUCGAGCAUUUUUAAUAAUGCGUCGCAUCAUAAUUCCCCCACUGAAAAUUACUAUUGUAUUAAUGAAGAUACGCAAGCCGCAUUAUGCGAAUUACCAAUAGGAUUCAAUAAUUACUCGCUUGGCUUUGAAAAUUUUACAAAUUAUGCUCAAAUACAAGAAAUAGGCUCACUAAAUUAUUCAAGAAAAAACAAUAUAGAGAUUUUAGAUUUUUCAAAUAACCUGAAUAUGAAUAUGAAUAUGACGACAUUUGAAUCAAAUCAGCAUUUUUUUAAUGCGAGUGGCUUGGAUAAUUAUCAGAUUCUCGAAUAUUGCUCAAACGAUGAUAAUCUAACAACUAUAAAUGAAUCUCAUGUAUACAAUUUUAAUCUUUAG
Ambispora leptoticha is the source of this 957-nucleotide messenger RNA. Lineage: Eukaryota; Fungi; Glomeromycota; Glomeromycetes; Archaeosporales; Ambisporaceae. The record is from the annotation of a GenBank genome assembly.